AUGGAAACUCGAUGUAAUCCUACAAAGCUUCAUGGACCACUAAAGAAGUUGGGGUUUCAUGAUUUCCUGCAUGUGGAUAAUGUUGGCUUCUCGGGAGGUAUUUUGGUAGCAAGCAAGGAAGAUAAUAUUAAGGUGAGUUUGAUCUGUUGUGGAGAUCAAUAUAUCCAGCUGCAAGCCCACAAUAAAAAUGGGCAAAAGUGGGUUUUUACUGUGGUGUAUACUAGCCCUUAUGAAGGAAAGAGAAGAUUAUUAUGGGAGAGCUUGAAUAACAUAGCGACUGCAAAUAACAAUAAUCCUUGGCUUAUGGCGGGGGAUUUCAACGAUAUUGCUUUUGCCAAUGAUAAAAAGGGAGGAGGUUUAGCUUCUGCAAAAAGAUGUGGUAUUUUUAGAGAUAAUAUGGAUAAGUGCAACUUAUUGGAGAGGACCGAUUUAUCAUGGGGGCUGAGGAUUUAUGAAAGAUUAGAUAGAUCUAUUGGUAAUGAGGAAUGGCGUUUGAUGUUUACUGAUGCACAGGUGAAAGUUUUGACCAGAGUCGAUUUUUCAGACCAUCAUCCAAUUAUGAUUGCUUUGGCUGGUAAUAAUUAUGAGAGGAUUCCUAAGCUCUUCCGUUUUGAAAGCGCCUGGGUGGUGGAGAAUAACUAUGUUGAUAGAUUGAAAGGCUAUUGGAAUAUUAAUGAUAGCUUAAUCAAAAACCUUAAGAGAAUUGAAGAGGAUGCUGUGGAGUGGAAGAGGUGUUCGGUGCAGCAUGUUAAUAAGGUGAAAAGAGGUAUUAUGGCAAGACUGCAAGGUAUCCAAAGAGGUAUUCAGAAUAAUAAGAACACUUCAGGGUUGUUAAGGUUAGAGGAGAAGCUACAGAGGGAGUUGAAUAUGAUAUUGCGGCAAGAAGAGCUUAUGUGGUUUCAAAGAUCUUGUGCACAGUGUUGGACUUGCUGGAAGAACACUACUGCAAGUUUUCCCAAUCUGGCGGAAGGAGAUAUUAAUAAUUUGAAUAUAAAGAUCAGUAAAGAGGAGGUUAAGAAGGCUUUGUUUGACAUGAAACCUUGGAAGGCUCCUGGACCAGAUGGGUUUCCCGCGGGUUUCUACCAGAAAUCAUGGGGAGUUGUAGGUGAUAGUGUUUGUAAUUUCAUUAGCAGACUGUGGGAUUUUCCGAGUGAGAUUGCAAACGUGAAUAAAACUGAUAUAUGUUUAAUUCCCAAGACUGAUAAUCCAAGUAUGGUGGCUCAAUUCAGACCAAUUUCUCUGUGCAACACAAUCUACAAAGUUCUUAGCAAGAUUGUUGUUAGGCGCCUUAAGAAGCAUAUGGAUAAUCUGAUUUCUCCCUAUCAGACGGGCUUUGUUCCCGGUCGACAGAUACAUAAGAAUAUCAUUAUUGCGAAGGAAGCGAUGCAUACAAUGGAAAAUAUGAAAGGUAAAAAAGGAGCUUUUGCUAUCAAAGUUGAUUGA
Molecule: messenger RNA, 1443 nt
Organism: Vicia villosa (hairy vetch)
Lineage: Eukaryota; Viridiplantae; Streptophyta; Magnoliopsida; Fabales; Fabaceae
Exons: 2
Coding region: 1-1443 (480 amino acids)
Source: RefSeq, a predicted model, not a curated record